CUGCUCCAUGAUGAGGCUGUCAACAGCCCGGAAACAGAAACAUUCAACCCAGAGAGGUUCAUGAAAGAUGGGGUUCUCAAUCUGGAUGUUCCAUUCCCCAUGGAAACCUUUGGCUUUAGCCAGUGCAUCUGUCCUGGAAAAGAUAUGGCAAUUGAUUCCAUAAAGAUAAUGAUGGCUUCAUUGUUGGCAAUGUUUGACUUUGAUAAUGCUGUUAAUGCAUCAUUGAGCUUUUGGAGGAAUUUUUCUAAUCAUUUUAAUAGUUACCCAGCACUGUUCAAGUGCUCCAUACAGCCAGGGUCUCAGGCUGCUGCUUCAUUGAUUAGGGCAGAUACUUAG
Messenger RNA from Guyanagaster necrorhizus, 336 nucleotides. RefSeq lists its product as uncharacterized. The transcript has 2 exons. The annotation marks the transcript as partial. The record is from RefSeq and is a predicted model, not a curated record. Gene Ontology annotation, molecular function: iron ion binding; monooxygenase activity; oxidoreductase activity, acting on paired donors, with incorporation or reduction of molecular oxygen. NCBI's taxonomy places the organism in Eukaryota, Fungi, Basidiomycota, Agaricomycetes, Agaricales, Physalacriaceae.